GUUGUGUAGGUCAUGUGUGCUUUCAGAGGAGCUAUGUAAGGACACUUAGAGUGGCAUGGCAGGACGGCCUCAUUCUUAUGACAGUAACUCCAGUGAUCCAGAGAAUUGGGAUCGGAAACUAUACAACAGACCUCGGAAACUUUAUAAACAUUCAAGUACUCCAUCACGAGGUGCUAGAGGUGGAACAGUUCGCACAAAAAUGAGUCUUCAAGGUGCCACCGGCGGUCAUGAGCGUUCAAGAGAUAGACGUCGCUCAAGUGACAGGUCCCGGGAUUCAUCCCAUGAAAGAGGAGAAAGUCAGCUCACUCCAUGCAUCAGAAAUGUGACCUCACCAACUCGGCAACAUCAAAGCGAUUUUCUGGUGUCUGAAGCUAUUGGAGGAUGUUUGGAUCAGGCAGAGAACAUAAUUUCACACGUCCUAAUGACAAGGGAGAGUAUGAAGUGGCAGAAGGAAUCAGCUCAACUGUGUUUCGUGCAAUUUUGGAUUACUACAAGACCGGAAUAAUACGCUGCCCAGAUGGAAUAUCUAUACCUGAACUAAGAGAAGCUUGUGACUAUCUGUGUAUUUCAUUUGAAUAUAGCACUAUCAAAUGUAGAGACCUCAGUGCCCUGAUGCAUGAGUUAUCAAAUGAUGGCGCCCGUCGGCAGUUUGAGUUCUAUCUUGAGGAGAUGAUCCUUCCACUGAUGGUUGCCAGCGCUCAAAGUGGGGAAAGAGAGUGCCAUAUUGUAGUACUUACUGAUGAUGAUGUUGUCGAUUGGGAUGAAGAAUAUCCACCACAAAUGGGAGAAGAAUAUUCACAGAUUAUUUACAGCACCAAAUUAUAUAGGUUUUUCAAGUAUAUCGAAAACAGAGACGUGGCCAAAUCUGUUUUGAAAGAGAGAGGUCUUAAGAAGAUUCGCCUGGGUAUUGAAGGCUAUCCAACGUAUAAGGAGAAGGUGAAGAAAAGACCGGGUGGCAGGCCGGAGGUGAUAUACAACUAUGUGCAGAGACCAUUCAUCAGAAUGUCUUGGGAGAAAGAAGAGGGCAAGAGUCGGCAUGUGGACUUCCAGUGUGUAAAGAGCAAGUCGAUAACCAAUCUAGCUGCUGCAGCAGCAGAUAUCCCACAGGACCAGCUGGUAGUUAUGCAUCCCACACCUCAAGUGGACGAGCUGGAUAUAUUACCCAACAAUCCUCCUCCAGGGAACGAUACAGAUCCAGAUGGCCAAAACUCAACUCUAUAGUUAAGACUGGGCUUAUUCUGGUUGUCUAUUGGGAGGGCCCUCACAUUCUAUCAAUGGGGUGAUGCAUUGCUGAGUUGCGUUUCCACCAUGUACUGACCCUUCGGUGUAUGAAGCAGAGGCUUUUCUGCAAUCCCAGUAAGUGCUCUAAGGGACGGCGGACGCUGAUUGUCAUUAGUACACUGCAGCUUUGUGUCUGUAUAAUAAACCUCUUGGCUGAGCAGUGAGGACUUUCCUUUCCGUAACAAAGGAGCAUAUAAAAAGAAUCCUGAGGUUCCAGUUGUAUACAUGUAUUGGUUUAAUAGUGGAAUUGUGAUGUCAGUUGUUUUGCAGGGCUGUUUUUAUUUUAGUUCUUCACUUUUUUGGACCCAUUUUGUUUUUUAAUAUUGGAAGAGGAAUUUUCAGAUUAUAUAAUAUAUAUAUUUUUUAUUUUAACCUGUUACACUGUGGGUUAAACCCACUGAAAUUGUUGAUAGUGGCACUUUAUGAAUGGUUUCAUAUUUGGUGUUUGUAAAGUCAUUUUUAUAGCUGUAAUUCAUAGUAUAAAGUUUAAAAAACAUAAAAAAGUGCAUCUAUCAAAAUGUUUAUGGAGUUUAGUUAGUUAUUUACAAAAUCCCUUUAAUUGUACCGAUUACAACUGAGCACAAAUGUAAUUUUCUUAAACCACUGGAGUAUUUUUAUUUAAUGGGAACCAAAUGACUUUACUUAUUUGACUGUAUAACUUGAAUUUAUUGUAUGUAUAUAUUUUCCACUGGUUGCAGCAUCUUGUGCAGAGAGUUCUGAUUAUCACAACGGACUGUAGCUUCAAUAAUGCCUUACAUCGGUUCACAGAAGCUUUCACCUGACUAAAGUUUACUGAUAACAAUUGUUUGGUUAUUAAAUGAUUGUAUGUUUUGCAUUCAAAUAAAUUUUCAUUAUUUUAAAA
Molecule: messenger RNA, 2143 nt
Organism: Bombina bombina (fire-bellied toad)
Lineage: Eukaryota; Metazoa; Chordata; Amphibia; Anura; Bombinatoridae
Gene: BTBD10
Product: BTB domain containing 10
Biological process (GO): positive regulation of phosphorylation
Cellular component (GO): cytoplasm
Molecular function (GO): protein binding
Source: RefSeq, a predicted model, not a curated record